UAUAAAGCCAAGUAUGUGUCUCGAUUGAUGAGCAGUCUUUUUCUAGUAGCAAUUCAGAUAGUUUUACCUUAUUCUCAACAUCAACAUGUCGAUUCAGCUGGUGAUCAUUGCUACUUUGGCGAUUGGAGUUUUCUCUUCUGCUGAUCCAAACUAUAAGCCUCGUCCUCCACAGUAUGCUGCCCCACCCAGAUACGAAUACGUCGAGAUUCCGCAUUGCGCUAAGAACACAACAAAAUCCUGGUGUCUCGAAGACUCUGAAUAUCCUCAACAUGAAGUCCAACAAGCUCUCGAUGAACACUACCAGGCCGUCCUCGCUUUCUACAAGGACAAAUUGGCCAGCACAGAAAACUCUGUCAGUGGUUUGGAAAAGUUGAACGACGAGGUUUACCUUUGCCCGAGUUCCACUGGCUACAUCCGUCCACUUCGUGCCAUCAACGUCGAUGGCAAAUGGCGCACAAUCAUCAACAACGUCGAGUCUUAUGGCAUCAAGUACACUCAAACUGCUCGUGUGGAAGAGUGUGAUGUUGUUGUUGGGACCAGUUGUCCAUUAAUCGAGUCGUGCUACGCCUCGAAAUGCAUCCAGAAGAACAUCUUCCAUCGCUUUUUGGUUUACAAUCCCUAUGAUGAACAUUUCCCAUUCGCAAUUGAGAAAUUCAAACUUCCCGGCUCGUGCGGGUGUGUCGUCGGAGCUUUCCAUCCUUGAACAACCACAAAAGUCUCUUGAAGUAAUAUAAGGAAAUGUGGUUGAUGUACCGACCGAGGUAUCAUGUAAUUCAUAUGAAAAUUCGUAAUAUUUUUGCUACUGGUAUUUGAAUUAACUCAUGACAAAGUAAUA
Daphnia carinata is the source of this 835-nucleotide messenger RNA. RefSeq names its product protein spaetzle-like. Gene Ontology annotation, molecular function: Toll binding; growth factor activity. Gene Ontology annotation, cellular component: extracellular region. The coding region runs from base 86 to 703 and encodes 205 amino acids. Gene Ontology annotation, biological process: central nervous system formation; innate immune response; regulation of Toll signaling pathway. Lineage: Eukaryota; Metazoa; Arthropoda; Branchiopoda; Diplostraca; Daphniidae. The record is from RefSeq and is a predicted model, not a curated record. The transcript is spliced from 2 exons.